Messenger RNA from Solanum tuberosum (potato), 378 nucleotides. RefSeq lists its product as uncharacterized. NCBI's taxonomy places the organism in Eukaryota, Viridiplantae, Streptophyta, Magnoliopsida, Solanales, Solanaceae. The transcript has 2 exons. Bases 1 to 378 code for a protein of 125 amino acids. The record is from RefSeq and is a predicted model, not a curated record.
AUGGGAGAAGAUGCAGAUAUCCUAUUGGAUGGUGUGAGGAUAUCCAAGAGGAUUCGUAAUGUAGCCUAUGAGUGGGAACUACCGCAGGAGUUAGUCGUAGUUCAUCCAGUGUUUGACAUUUCUAUUUUGAAGAAGUGUAUAGGUGAUCCUUCACUUAUCAUACCUACAAAAGACAUUGGUAUUAAGGUUAUCAUAUCUUAUGAAGAGAUUCCUGUUCAAAUUCUAGAUCGGCAGAUUAGCAAGUUCAGGACCAAAGAAGUAGCAUUAGUCAAAGUUCUAUGGAGAAAUCAGUUCAUUGAGGAAGGUACUUGGGAAGAUGAGGAGGACAUGAAGAAGAGAUACCCACAACUCUUUGAGUCCGGAGGAUCUCCAAAUUAA